Molecule: messenger RNA, 1442 nt
Organism: Salarias fasciatus (jewelled blenny)
Lineage: Eukaryota; Metazoa; Chordata; Actinopteri; Blenniiformes; Blenniidae
Product: FERM domain-containing protein 6-like
Exons: 13
Coding region: 1-1374 (457 amino acids)
Biological process (GO): positive regulation of hippo signaling
Cellular component (GO): cytoskeleton; cytoplasmic side of apical plasma membrane
Source: RefSeq, a predicted model, not a curated record
AUGAGGACGACGCUGAAGCGCCUGGUGUGUGUCCUCCUUCCCAACAAGCAGCGCCUGGACUGUACGGUCACGGUGCGAGCGAGAGGCCGAGAGGUGCUGAACAGUGUGUUGAAGCAGCUCGGUGUCAGCGACCUCCAACUCUUUGGCCUGGCGGCUCUCAAAGACAACGAGUAUCUCUUUCUUGAUCUGGACCAAAAGCUGAGCAAGUACUUUAACAAAAGAUGGAGCAGCGGAUCUUUAAAGGUGCCAUUCAUCUUGUUUCUGAGAAUCCAGUACUAUGUAGAGAGUGGACUCAUCAUAAUGAGCAGCAGAGAGCAGCAGCUCUACUACGCCGAGCUGAGGCAGGAGGUGCUGCAGUCGCAGAGCCGCCAUCAGGAGGAUUCCUUCUUCCAUUUGGCAGCUGUGGCGCUCCAAGCCGAAGUGGGAGAUCUGGAACUGACGGAUGUGAAUGAUGAAGACCAGGAGGGGGGGAGAGCCAGGAAACUGCAGAGAAAACAUCAGAGUUACUUUCUUCCUGAGGAUUACUUCCCCGCUUGGCUGAUAAAGCGCAGAGGAAGAGACUUCCUGCUCCGACACAGUCCAGCGUUGCACGGAGAGCUGAGGGGACUGUCCCUCCAUCAGGCCGCUCUGCAGUUCAUCAGAGAAGCCAGCAGGCUGCAGGACGGGCCGGUCACCUUCUACAGGAUGAAACAGGAGAAAAAAGAGCACAGAAGUUUAAUCCUUUUUGGUGUGACCAUGAAAGGAGUCCAUAUUUAUCGGGAGGUGGAAGGCAAACAGUGUUUGCUGUACGACUUGUCCUGGACAGAUAUUGACUGUUUCACUUUCCAGGGCAGCAGGUUUGAAGUCGCCGCCGUGGGCUCUCUGUGCCUCCCCAAGCUGCUGUACUACACCCGCUCUGCCUUCCACUCCAAACACAUCCUGAAGCAUCUGACUGACAGUCACCGGUUCCACAUGCACACCAGAGAAGCGGUCAGCUACAUCCAGCAGCUGGAGAACAUGCAGGCCAGUCAGUUCUACAGAGAAGCCUACAUCUGCGACACAGCAAGCCUCAAACAGAAGCUUCAGUGUCUCAGCCUCACAUCCUCCAUGUCUGACUGCAGCGUUGCAGUGGAAAACACACCAGUGUGGUCCAGACAGGGAGAGGAGGAGGAGGAGGAGAAUGAUGGCUCCACAUCAGAGGCUGAGCUACCGUUGGAUGAAUCAGAAGAAGAUUUUGUUGAUAACCCUGCAGAGGUGUCCUGGCUGGCUGAGCUGGUUUAUGGUGUGUCAGUGGAUGGAGCCUUAAUCUUUCCCUCGCCACACUGGGCAGCUGUCACCAUGGAAAUGAAGCGGGUUCUGUGCAGGAGAGCUGCUGAAGGCGUGUCUGUGGACUAAUGUACAGACAGGAGGUCAACAUGAGCGCUGAAGCACAGGCCAACAAGACAUUUACAUAUGUUUUAUUA